Molecule: messenger RNA, 1783 nt
Organism: Vicugna pacos (alpaca)
Lineage: Eukaryota; Metazoa; Chordata; Mammalia; Artiodactyla; Camelidae
Gene: SQOR
Product: sulfide quinone oxidoreductase
Cellular component (GO): mitochondrion
Molecular function (GO): FAD binding; sulfide:quinone oxidoreductase activity
Source: RefSeq, a predicted model, not a curated record
GGAACUUUCCGGGGGGUGGGGGGGGACUUGCUCUCCCCGCCUCCAGCCUCCGCCCGGCGGCCGGGCGGGGCCCCAGCCGAGGCCGUGAACCCGUGGAGGGAGCAGUAGCUUUUGCUGCGCCAACACUGUGGCCGGAGGUUCUGCGCACCUCUGGCCUGAUCCAGCCUGAAGAUGACCCCACUGGCCGCGGUGGUGUCCGGCUCCCGCACCCGGCUCUUUGCCUGCUUCCUCAGGCUGGGUGCUCAGCAGACCAGCCCACUUCAGCUGCACACGGGGGCCAGCCUCGCAGCCAAGAACUACUAUGAGGUGCUGGUGCUGGGUGGGGGCAGUGGUGGCAUCACCAUGGCCGCCCGCAUGAAGAGGAGGGUGGGCGCAGAGAAUGUGGCCAUCAUUGAGCCCAGCGAGAGACAUUUCUACCAGCCAAUCUGGACCCUGGUGGGUGCUGGUGCCAAGCAGUUAUCCUCAUCUGGCCGCCCCACAGCGAGUGUCAUUCCAUCGGGUGUGGAAUGGAUCAAAGACAGAGUGGCUGAUCUGAACCCAGACAAGAACUGCAUCCACACAGACAGAGGCAAGGAGAUCUCCUACAAAUAUCUUAUCAUUGCUCUCGGAAUCCAGCUGGACUAUGAGAAGGUUAAAGGCCUCCCUGAAGGUUUUGCCCAUCCCAAAAUAGGGUCCAAUUAUUCAGUCAAGACGGUAGAGAAGACAUGGAAAGCUCUGCAGGACUUCAAGGAGGGCAAUGCCAUCUUUACCUUCCCCAAUACUCCAGUAAAGUGUGCCGGGGCCCCACAGAAGAUCAUGUAUUUAUCCGAAGCCUACUUCAGGAAGGUGGGGAAGCGAUCCAAGGCCAAUAUCAUUUUCAACACUUCUCUUGGGGCUAUUUUUGGGGUCAAGAAGUAUGCAGAUGCCCUGCAGGAGAUCAUCCAGGAGAGGAACCUCACCGUUAACUACAAGCAGAACCUUGUUGAAGUCCGAGCUGAUAAACAAGAGGCUGUUUUUGAGAAUCUGAACAACCCUGGAGAGACUCAAGUGAUAUCAUACGAAAUGCUUCAUGUUACACCACCAAUGAGCUCACCAGACGUCCUCAAGACGAGUCCUGUGGCUGAUGCUGCCGGCUGGGUGGACGUGGACAAAGACACUCUGCAGCACAAGCGGUACCCGAACGUGUUUGGGAUCGGGGACUGCACCAACCUGCCAACGUCAAAGACCGCCGCCGCUGUAGCCGCCCAGUCAGGAAUCCUGGACAGGACAAUUUCUCUGAUCAUGAAGAAUCAAACACCAGUGAAGAAGUACGAUGGCUACACGUCGUGUCCACUGGUGACAGGCUACAACCGUGUGAUUCUUGCGGAGUUCGACUACAAUGCUCAGCCCCUGGAAACCUUCCCCUUUGACCAGGGCAAAGAGAGACUCUCCAUGUACCUCAUGAAGGCUGACAUGAUGCCCAUCCUGUAUUGGAACUUGAUGCUAAGGGGCUAUUGGGGAGGACCAGCCUUUCUGCGGAAAUUGUUCCAUCUGGGUAUGAGCUAAGGGUGGCCCAAACCCGGCUCUCCUUGGAUGGCUUCCGGACCAGAAUCGCAGCCACUGACUGACCGAGAGCAGCGUGAAGAACUCAAAGCCUAACCCCGUGAAGAAUCCACUGCUGGGUGAUGGUGACCCAAUGCCUGCCUUUUCAGUACCUCUGCACGGCCUCCAUGCGGGCUGCCCAGGAGGAGCUUGAGUCUUUGGAAACAUGCAGAUGAAAGAAUAGACAUCUAUUUUUUAAAUAAAAGCUUGCCAUUGAUUGAGA